AUGUUCGCCGAAAUCGUGUUCGCCAUCGAGUCAUCGCUAAUGAUGGUCGUCCUCGGUCAUCACUUCUGUCACAUGUACCAGUUUCUUUUCGCGAAAAAGUACCGCGGCCAUAUCCAGAUCCCGAUCCUCGUCUUCAUGUUGCUAUCCUGCAGCAUCGUCCUCAUUGUCGACCUGAUCAUCUUGAACCCAAUAUUUUUCUUUUCCGGCGGAGGGCUGGCACUGAACUGGAUCCGGUUCAUCACCGCCUCGCCAUUACCCGCCCUGUUUGCAAUGUGCACUUGCCUGUACUUGGUAUCCGCGUGUACGUUUGCGGCCACGGUGUGGACCUGCUUCCGGACGCUGGGCAUCAUCAGACGACGUCAGACGGCACAAGUCGGUGCUCCCCGCCCUUUUCUGUACAUCUGGUUGCCUGGCUAUCUCGUCCCCUGCCUGCCCUACGUCUGGGCCAUCAUGAAGGCGUUCGAGUUGAGCGAGAAGAUGGCGUGGCUGCGGCCCUACUACGUCAUCUUUUGCGCGAUUGGCGUGAAUUUCCUGAGCGGGAUGCUAUACACCUACUUCCUGUUCGCCUACGGCCAAGGUGAGCGCUACGCGUGGAUGCACGCGCCGCUAUUCACGCUAUUUGUUGGGGCCUACGCAUCCGCGUUGCCGAUCCUGGCGAUAGCCUUCGGAAGACCACACAAGCAGUCGACGGGCGGACGAGUGAUACAAGUAUCCGCUGGCACGAUGUCGGCGCACAGUCAAUCCGAACGCGCGAGCACGAACGCGCCGAGUAAAUUG
Messenger RNA from Mesorhabditis spiculigera, 777 nucleotides. Lineage: Eukaryota; Metazoa; Nematoda; Chromadorea; Rhabditida; Rhabditidae. The record is from the annotation of a GenBank genome assembly.